Carcharodon carcharias (great white shark) is the source of this 1022-nucleotide messenger RNA. It is a transcript of the gene hspb1, whose product is annotated as heat shock protein, alpha-crystallin-related, 1. The transcript has 3 exons. Gene Ontology annotation, molecular function: protein folding chaperone. The record is from RefSeq and is a predicted model, not a curated record. The coding region runs from base 70 to 705 and encodes 211 amino acids. Lineage: Eukaryota; Metazoa; Chordata; Chondrichthyes; Lamniformes; Lamnidae. Gene Ontology annotation, biological process: protein refolding; response to heat.
CCGUCUCAGCCUCAGUCACACUUUGUCCAACUUUGGCCAAAGGUGCCCUGCUUUGCGCCCUCUCCCGUCAUGUCUGAACGGCGCAUCCCCUUCAGCUUCAUGCGGAGUCCCAGCUGGGAUGCGUUCCGGGACUGGCACUACCCGGGGCGGAUUUUUGACCAGUUCUUCGGGAUGCCAGCUUUUCCCCACGACUGGGCGACCGACUGGCACGGCAUGUGGCCGGGAUACAUGCGCCCGUCGCUGGCGGCGAUCCCCGCAGCCACCCCCGAGCCAGCAGCCGCGGACACGGUGGCUCCGAGCGCCCCGGAGGGCGGGCUGAGCCGGCAGCAGAGCACCGGGAUCUCCGAGAUCAAGGUCACCUCGGACAAGUGGAGGGUCAACUUGGAUGUCAACCACUUCGCCCCCGAGGAAAUCACCGUGAAAACCAAGGAUGGAUAUGUGGAGAUCAACGGCAAACACGAGGAGAGGCAAGAUGAACAUGGUUUUAUUUCAAGGUGCUUUACUCGGAAAUAUCUCCUACCACCAGAAACGGACCCUGCUAUUGUUUCUUCGACGCUUUCACCCAGUGGUGUGCUGACAGUGGAAGCGCCGAUGAAGAAACCAGCCCUGCAAUCUUCUGAGAUCACCAUCCCAGUUACCUAUGAAUCCACAGCCCAGAUCGGAGUGCAGGAUUCAAAGAAAGCAACUGAAGCAACAAAGAAGUGAUUUGGAUAGCUAAAAAAAAUUGAACCCAGCACAGCACAGCAUAGAAUGGCCAGAACGCCAUUAGGAUGGCAGCCAGUACUUACCACUUUGCCUUAUUAAUUGGUAAUAAUUAUCAUUAAUUGGUGUUGAACCAAUUUCCAGAAUGUGUCUGUGUAGCUGCAAUAUUUUGGCUAUUAAUUUUUUUGUCUUUACAGUUGCAGCUUUUUCAAAACUUAGAGACUUUCCAGAUUUUGGUAGAAGUGUUUGUUAGGUCAACAUUGACCUUUAUUUACAAAAAGCACAAAUUAUGAGAAAAAUAAAUCCUUUUUAUUCCAUUA